Messenger RNA from Solanum dulcamara, 789 nucleotides. RefSeq lists its product as uncharacterized. The transcript is spliced from 2 exons. The record is from RefSeq and is a predicted model, not a curated record. Lineage: Eukaryota; Viridiplantae; Streptophyta; Magnoliopsida; Solanales; Solanaceae. The coding region runs from base 1 to 789 and encodes 262 amino acids.
AUGGAGGAUCUAAAUGGUGAUUAUUUCUCAUUGCUAGUCGAUGAAUCUUGUGAUGUGUCACGUAAGGAGCAAAUGACAAUUGUUCUGCGAUAUGUUGAUAGAUUGGGUGUUGUAGUUGAAAGGUUUAUUAGGAUUGUUUAUGUUCGUAAUACUAGUGCUUUAUGUUUAAAAAAAUCAAUUGUUAACUAUCUUGCUCAACAUUCUUUGAGUUUAUCUCAUAUAUGUGGAAAAUGUUAUGAUGGAGCAAGUAAUAUGCAAGGACAUCUAAAUGGCCUUAAAAUUUUGAUUCAACAAGAAAAUAGAUCAGCUCAUGCAAUUCAUUGUUUUGCUCAUCAGCUUCAGUUGACGCUUGUCGGGGUAUCUAAAAAAUGUCUUGAAGUUGGAGAACUUGUAUUGUUGGUUUCUAAUGUCUUAAAUGUAGUGGGAGGUUCCUUUAAACGAAUGGAUGAACUUCGAGAAUCUCAAGCAGAAAAAGUUCAAGAGGCAUUAGAUAUGAGUGAGGUUGAAAUUGGUAAAGACUUGAAUCAAGAACUUGGUAUUGCUAGAGUUGCUGAAAAAGCUAAGGCAACAGAAUAUCUUAAGGUUUGUCAAACAUUUGAGAUUGCUUUUAUAUUGCACUUAAUGAGAGAUAUUUUGGCGUUCACAAAUAAGCUUAAUGAGUCCUUACAGAAGAAAGAACAAGAUAUUGCAAAUGUCAUUCUACUUGUUAAAGUGGUGAAGAGACAAUUGCAAAAUCUAAGGGAUGAAGGAUGGGAUUCACUUAUCGAGAGUGUCUACAUUUUAUGUUAA